Penicillium brasilianum is the source of this 1917-nucleotide messenger RNA. NCBI's taxonomy places the organism in Eukaryota, Fungi, Ascomycota, Eurotiomycetes, Eurotiales, Aspergillaceae. The record is from the annotation of a GenBank genome assembly.
AUGAGCGGAGACAAUGAGGAUUCCGGAGAAUUGGAAGACAGCGAGGGCUACGAUCUCACCCGGGCACCAUCCACGGAAAACAGGGGCUCGACCGAAUCAGUGAACCCACGACAACAAAACAUCCAAUGGAAGCCUUCGUCAAGGACAGUCGAGGAGACACUAGCUGAGGGUCUCUCCAAUGAGGAUCUCUGGCUUUUGAUUCGGCGAUUUAACAAGCAAAUAUACCAUGUGAAGGCUGUUCAAGAUGCGACCAGUCAAAAUCUAGAUUUGAAUCGAGCGGAAGAUGAACAGUUUCCGCCCGAAAAGCUACGCAUGACCGUUGAGCGAUUCUACACGUCUGUUGUCGUUGGUGUGACCGAACUGGUUCGACAUGUUGGGCGGUUGAGAUCUUGGAGAGAGCCCGGGCGGACUUUUGUCUUCACACUAGUAUAUUUUCUUUCAUGGUAUCUGGAUUUACUCGUUCCCACUAUAAUGAGUGUCUUGAUGGCCUUGAUCAUGUUUCCACCCAUCCGACCGGUUCUCUUUCCCAGUGCUCCGGCCUUCAAAAACAAAGGCUCACCAACGGGCAAAGAUAGUCAGCCUCAAUCCCAGGACAGUCUAACGGGAGCGCCGGAAGUGCAUAAAGGUGAAGCUGCUGAACAAGAAGCCAAGAACAUGAUCGAUAGCGUUGCAACUAUUGCUAUGGAAAGUGCUGCGGGCAAGUAUGGCCAAGCUGUACCGCAAGAUCUUGACGAAGUCCCUCCUCCCUCUGAAGCGGUCGAUGUGGCGGAUAUCUCCGAGGAAAUUGGUACUGAGGAUCCCACUGACGACAAGACGAAAAAGCCCGUAAGGAACAAAGUGUCCCGGGGUACUGAUAAGGCCAUGCGUGCAAUCAGUGAUAUCACGGACAUAUACGAAAAGUUUGCAAAUCUCUUAUCCCCUACACCACCGUUUCUCUUGGUCACACCCCGGCUGCGUCUGUCGGGUAUCCUAGGCUUCAUUUGCCUAGUGUUCCCUUUUGUAUCCAGUCACGCUAUCAUCAAAACUGCUGGAUUUAUGAUUGGAGUAGGAUUCUUCGGCGAUCCACUGUUCACCUUCGGAAUGGCGAUGUUGAAUCGGACGAUCCCCAACUGGAAGGAUCAAAUGGACAUUCAAAAGACACUAUUGGCUGGUGUUCCUACAAACGCCCAGUUAACACUGACACUAUUCCGAAUCGGAGAAAUCAAUUCGGCUCCCCUACCACCGCCACCAAAAUCCGGCGACAAUGAGCCAUCAUGGCCAAUUCGCCGCAAAAAGUCCUCAGCCAAGCUUCUGACCCAAGGCAGCGACCUUGACUCUUCACUCAGCCCCCAAACACAAGGUCCCAACGAUCCUCUUCCGAUGGGCAAGCCGAAGAAGAAAUGGUUCUACAAAGUAUUCAAAUUCGUCCGUCGCACUAUCGCGACGGCUAUUCGAGGACACAUCGCCUUUGACCGCGCCAUGGCCAUCGCCGGUUCAGCCCAUACUAAGAACUUGAUCACGAUGCUUCAACAGAAGCACUUUUCCUCAAAGCCAUUCGGCCCACUGAAGUUCGACGCUAAAUUCAUGAAGAAACGAGGCGCUGCAGUGAUCGACUCCACCCAGGAGCCACCAAUCCUGUAUUUCACGACGUAUCAGUCCGCCGGCCUGGAUGAUCUCCGCUUGGACAGUCGCAAGAAGAGCUCCGUUUUGUUUCAAAUUCCCGUUACGGAGAUCCAGGAGUUGAAGAAGACUGAGGGUCUGGGGUGGAAGGGGAAGUUGAUUGUGGAGCUGACGGCUGGCAGUAAAGAGGCUGCUGACGGGUUGGUGGUUAUUGGAAAAGAAGCCGGACAGGCGUACCAUCUUACGGGGAUGCGGUCGCGGAACCAGUUGUUUAAUCGAUUAGUGGCCAUGGAUGCACAAUUUUGGGAGAGUCGAUGA